Molecule: messenger RNA, 3176 nt
Organism: Ostrea edulis (European flat oyster)
Lineage: Eukaryota; Metazoa; Mollusca; Bivalvia; Ostreida; Ostreidae
Product: coiled-coil domain-containing protein 39-like
Exons: 21
Coding region: 111-2942 (943 amino acids)
Biological process (GO): cilium movement; inner dynein arm assembly; cilium-dependent cell motility
Cellular component (GO): axoneme
Source: RefSeq, a predicted model, not a curated record
UAUUUAUUUACAUCCGGGCAGUUUGUAUCCAAAGCAAUACACAACAUUCUUCGGGAAGACAUAUAUUGGUGAAUGUUUUUCUUACAGAAUUAAACAGCUUUCCCACCAAAAUGAGUCGAGGAACAAACAGCAUUUUAAGUGAGAUAGAAUGGGACGAAGGCUUAAGUAUGCCGGUGGCAAAUGUCGAAAACAAAGCUAUGGAAGACCAGAUACAAGAUAAACAGAAGAAGGUUGUAGCUGCUACAAAUGAUUUGGAAGAAUUUGAUGACCGCAUACAUGCUAUGUCUGAACAUCUCAAGAAUGUUCGACAAGAGUUGCAACACACACAGGGUCUUACAAAUGCACGUAAAAAAGAAAUUGAAACAGAAAAUCACAUGCUGAUGAUAGCUGAGAGAGAAGAAGGCCGUCUGAAGCAAGAGGUCAGAAAACUGGAAAAAAACCUGGAGGAACUAAAAGAAAAAAAGAAUGUUUUUGAGAACAACAUCUUUAAACAAACCCAGAAGCUGGAGGAGAUGAAGUCCCAGAUGAACUGGGACCAACAGGCACUGGAGGCAUGGUUAGAGGAAUCGGCUAGAAAAGACGAGGAUGCCAUGGCAAUCCAGAAGUAUACAAGACAGGAUGAGAGCAAAAUCAAGGAAUUGUCCCUAAGAAUGGAAAGACUUACUGAUGAAUCCAGGCAGAAAAAACAUGUGCUUGAACAUGAAACAACAGAGACAUUAACAGCACAAAUUGAAUUAGACAAAACUGCAGAGGAUUUCCGGAAAGCACAUCAAGAACGUCAGAAUUUGAUUGAGCAAUGGGAACAUACGAUUGAACAAAUGCAGCGCCGUGACAAAGAAAUGGAUCUUCUUGCAGCGAAAUUGGCAAGAGUGAAAGCAGAAGUAAGAAAGAGAGAAGAAAGUAUAAAAGAAAAACAACAGUUCUUGGACAAUGAAAUAGAAAACAACAAAGAGCAAGAAAAGAAGAUCUCACUGGCAGAGAGGUUAUCGGCCAAAUUCAGGAUUGAUUAUCAGGAAGCAGAAACUCAGAGAGUGCAAUUCCAGGAUGAGUUGGAUGCAUUAAAACGCACUGUUGAUCGCACAGCCACUGACCUUGAGGUUACAAGGUCACAGGUUAGCAUGCUGAAAAAAGAUGUUCAAGAGAAAACUAAUAAACUUCAGAUGGCUAAAGAUUUGAGGGAAACAUUAGUAGAAAAGUUAAAGAUUGCUACUGAAUCCACACUGAGUGCAGAGGAACGAGCAGCUCGCAUGGAUGAGCUGUUAGAGGAGGAAGAAAAGGUCCAGAAGGAAUAUGAUCAGAAACUGAAAGCACUCAGAGAUCUUCAGUUCCGAAAAACCCAGGAGCUUCAUGAGAGUAAAGUGACUGAGAGAAACACAGAGGCUGAAAUUCAGGGAAGUCAAGCUGCCAUUCGGAACCUAAGCAGCAAAAUAUCAAAAGUGGACACAGAUGCCCUCAAACAGCAGGAAAUCAUAUACAACCAGGACUUUGCAGUGCAGCAACUAGAAAGAAGGAUCAAUAGAAUGCAAGGGGAGAGAAGCAAUGAGGAAAAGAUUGCUUUGGAGGCUAAAAUCAAGGACUUGAAUGAUGAUUUGGACCAGAGAAAUAAUACACACACUCUGUUGACCCUUCAGCUCAAAAGACUGCAGGAUGAUAUCCGUCGAGUCAAGAGAGACUUGGAGAAAUCUGGAGCUGAGAAGACUGACUUGACCAGCAAGAUUGAGGAACUGAACCUGUAUAACGAUAGCUCUGAGAAAGAACUCAGGAAAAUCAUCAGGAACAAGCAGGACAUGAUGGUGGAUGAGAAUAUUCUCAAACUCGAGAUUAAGAGACUGAGAGGGAUGUUGAAUUUUAAGGCUGAUGAAGUUUUUGAUUUGGAGAAGAGAAGACUACAGCUAGAAACGGCCAUGAAAGAAAGGCGACAAGAAAUAUUUAUCCACAAGGAGAUGUUAGAGGCCCAGCACCGUUCUGCCAACACAGAGCGUCAACAAAUUAGUGCUGAACUGCAGGAAAGAAUUGCUAAGAUUGAUAAAUUAAGGAAGAGAUAUGAAAUUCUUAUGGUUUCUAUGGCACCACCAGAAGGGGAGGAAGAAAGAUCACAAGCCUACUAUGUCAUCAAGGCUGCCCAAGAGAAGGAAGAGUUACAGAGACAGGGAGAUGAUCUGGAUGCCAAGAUACGGAAGGCAGAGAAAGAAAUCCGAGCCCUGGAGAAUACACUGAAGCUGAUGAACAACCGUAACGAGACUUACAGAAAGAGCUUCAACAAAGUUACUGAAUCCAGUGACGAGAUGGAAGAGAAGGGACAACUGGAGGAGCAGAUGAGGGCGGUUAUGGACAAGUUUAAGUACAAGAGACGACAGAUUCGCGAGCUUCAGGAGGACCUGCAGACCAUGAGUAACACUCUUGAUAACCUGACAAGGGAUGAGCAGGCAUAUGAGGAAAUGAUCGAAGAGAAGGAGAACAAAAGAUUGCAGCUGAACAAGGAACUUGAUGAUCAGAGAUCAAAGUUGGAGAGAGUUGCUAAACAGAAUUCAAAGUAUGCCAGAGAACUAAGAUCAGCCAAGAAGUCCAAGGGAGAGACAAAUGAAGAGAAAGAUUUUGAUGUGCGUGAAUUGCGAGAUUUUAACAGACAGUCCAUGCAACAGAUCGGGGACGUCAUUCAGAAGCACCCAGACAUCAGCGAGGCUGUCAACAUGUACUUUUCCCAGGCCAAUCUACCUCCCCCAACCCCCAGCGGUCGUCAGCCUGGAAGUGCCCGCAGUAGUAUAGGAUCCGUCCGUAGUAGUCCCAGUAUCAAAACGCCACCUAGUGGUAGUGGACGGCCUACACCGGUACAGAUUGGUGCGGAAUUUGGAGCGGUUCGCUCCCCUGCUAGUUCUCGCAGCUCCAGCUCUAUGGGAAGUGUCAGGAGCUCCGGAAGUCGUGCUGGGACAGGUCGACGAUAGAGCCCUCUACCGUCUGUAAAAUAAAUCAAUGUACCCGUCCGGGAUGUUAAGACUGUGAUAAAAUAUGAAUGGAUACUAUAAAGGAUUGUAUAUUGUAACUAUUUAAAAAUGGAAUGAUUGUUUUAAAGUACGAAAGUAUGAGCGUGUGAAAAAGCGGAAGAACCUUUGUUUUGAAUCAUGCUUCUGUUGUAAAUAAGUAAAGGUGUUUCACAAUAAAUCUGUACAUCAGUAAAU